AUGAUGGCCAACGCAAAGGGCCAGUCAAGCAACAUCUUACCACGGGAGAACUUGACGAACCUGAAAGGCAAAAUACCCACUCAAGUCUGGGAUAAGCUCGCUAGAGCUCGAGGCGCACAUCUCAAUGCGAUGGAAGGCCUCCCAAUGUUUGCUGUUGCAAUGUUGGCGGGAAAUCUGGCCAAACUUCCAGCCAAAGACCUGAACUACAUGGCCCUCGACUAUCUUGCCGCUCGGGCACUGUACACUGCGGUCUACAUGGGGGUUAAGUCUGAGCUUGGGAGCUAUCUGCGUACUGGUAUUUGGGCUUGGAGUAUUUCCAUUCCGAUUUGGGUGCUGAUUCGUGCCGGAAAGGCUGUCAAUGCUGGUGAUUCUCUUUGA
Messenger RNA from Penicillium manginii, 378 nucleotides. Its product is annotated as MAPEG family protein. Bases 1 to 378 code for a protein of 125 amino acids. Gene Ontology annotation, cellular component: membrane. The transcript is spliced from 3 exons. Lineage: Eukaryota; Fungi; Ascomycota; Eurotiomycetes; Eurotiales; Aspergillaceae. The record is from RefSeq and is a predicted model, not a curated record.